UGUUUCGCGGGGGACUUUUACGCACGCAUGGGAGGCGAGAGGAGUGGGAGUUUAACGUGAAGUGUGCUUCUCUCUUUUCCUCCUCGUUAAGUGAACAUUUUAAUGCCUGCGAAAAUGGUGUCUAAGUUAACGUCUCUACAGCAGGAGCUUCUGAGCGCUCUGCUGGAUUCUGGAGUCAGCAGGGACGUUCUGAUCCAAGCCCUCGAUGACAUGGACCCCAGCCCGGGCACGUUUGGAGUUAAGCUGGAGAUGUCUCCAUCAGGUUCUAAAAUGAAUGGGAGUGAUACGGAUUCAAAGCCUGUUUUUCACACACUGACCAAUGGGCACAGUAAAGGACGGUUAUCGGGAGACGAGGGCUCCGAGGACGGCGACGAUUACGAUACGCCGCCGAUACUGAAGGAGCUCGAGUCGCUAAACACAGAGGAGGCGGCGGAACAGAGGGCAGAAGUGGAGCGCAUGCUGGCCGAGGAUCCGUGGCGCGCGGCCCGCAUGAUCAAAGGCUACAUGCAGCAGCACAAUAUUCCCCAGCGCGAGGUGGUCGACGUGACCGGCCUAAACCAGUCCCACCUCUCGCAGCACCUCAACAAAGGCACGCCCAUGAAAACGCAGAAGCGCGCGGCACUCUACACCUGGUAUGUCAGGAAGCAGCGCGAGAUUUUACGACAAUUCAACCAAGCAGCACAAGGGUCUGGCAAUAGUGUGACAGACAAACCCAGUCAGGAUCAGAUGCUCCUUUUCUUCCCAGAGUUCAGUCAGUCGGGGCACAAUGUGGGCCAAUCAGGAGACGACUCCUGUAGCGAACCCGCUCUCAAGAAGUUACGACGCAACCGCUUCAAAUGGGGACCAGCGUCACAACAGAUCCUGUACCAAGCCUAUGAACGACAGAAGAACCCCAGCAAAGAGGAGAGAGAGGCUCUGGUGGAGGAAUGCAACCGUGCGGAGUGUCUGCAGAGGGGUGUAUCUCCAUCCAAGGCCCAGGGCCUAGGCACUAACCUGGUCACAGAGGUGCGUGUCUACAACUGGUUUGCCAACCGGCGUAAGGAGGAGGCCUUCAGGCAGAAGCUGGCACUGGAUGCCUACAGCGGGCAGACGCACAGCAUCAACCCUCUGCUGUCCCAUGGCUCACCACACCCCCCACAGGACAGCACUUCACCCACCCACAAGAUGCAAGCUGUCAGGUACACUCAGGGUCCUGGAGAAGUCAGUGCCCCUGCUCCCAUCAGUCACCACGGCAACAGCGUCAUGUCGAGCGGCGGGUCCGUGCUCCAGCAGGUCUCGUCCGGAGCGCUGGACCCCGGCCAUGGUCUGCUGUCACCUGACGCCAAGAUGGUGUCAGUUUCAGGUGGGGGUCUCCCACCUGUCAGUACCCUCACCAACAUCCAUGGCUCACAUCACACACACCAGCAAACACAAAACCUCAUCAUGCCAAUUUCUGGGGUGAUGGCCAUCGCACAGAGUCUGAACACGUCCCAGGCCCAGACAGUGCCCGUCAUCAACAGCCUGGCGAGCCUCCAGCCUGUACCCUUCACCACACAGCUGCACACGCCACACCAGCAGGGCCUCAUGCAGCAGCCACACAACCACAUGACCCAGCAGCCAUUUAUGGCCACCGUCACACACUCACACAUGUACCCACACAAGCAGGAGGUGCCUCAGUACCCUCACCCCUCACGCUUCCCCUCUGCCAUGGUGGUGACGGACACCAACAGCCUGGGCCCACUCAGCUCCAUGGCCUCCAGCAAGCAGUGUCCCCUGCAGGCUUGGUGAACACAUCCACCCGACUUCCUCAUCGCCAGGCAACAGGAGCAGGUCUCUCUGGCCCUCUCCCUGACGUAUCCAUGGCAACUCCUAAUGACUGGUAACGGCACACUGGACAGCGAGCCACUCUCUGAGACGGGCAUGAGGUGGGGGUGAGGGGUGGGAGGUGACGUGGCACCUCUGUCUCCUUCCAGGAAGAAUGCGCCCCGGACACACACUUUCAGUCGAUAGUCACUUACGCUGUUGAAAUCUCUGACGUGAUCCUUUGGGCUUUGGUUUGGAAAAGAACUAGAAGCAUUGAGUGUGGAGACAUACUCGAGACCAGUACCUGUAUGGCAGGAGAGGAACAUUGAUCUGGGAUGAUACGGCCGCAGACAUAUCCACAUCUCCAGCCCGCCAGAUUUCCUGAGGAACAGCCACGCUCCGUGUCUGAGCAUGAUCCACUCUUACCUCUGCCUUGCCCAGCUCACAGUACCCAGCAAACCAGCUACUUCCCUCCCACAGGAGCGCACCUAGACAUGACCUGUGUGAGACAUGACCUGUGUGAGACAGGAACCGUGUGAGACAGGAACCGUGUGAGACAGGAACCGUGUGAGACAUGAACCGUGUGAGACAUGAACCGUGUGAGACAUGAACCGUGUGAGACAGAGGUGGAUGACAAUCAGUGUAUAUGCUUCUGGGAGUAUUUGUGAGGUAUUGUGCUGUUUGUCAUGUAAGGGACAGGCAGUUCCCAUGUGUUAACUCCUUUUAAAUGAACACUGGAUUUAAUGGCAUUUUUAUGAGCGUGAGUCUUCCUCUGUGAGCAGAUAGUUGUCACUGGUGUGUACAGAUGUAGAUAUAAAUGAUUAUAUCAUUUCUUUUAAAGAUGUACAUAUUUGAGGUCCACUGUUGUCUGAUGGCUUUUUGUGUGUGUGUUUUUUUCAACAUAUAAACUGUGAUUUAGAGAAGACAAUCUUUGGAACAGGAAGGACUAUGCAAUGUAUAGGGAAGUACAAAGAUUUUAGCCUGGUGAAUUUAGCCUGUUUUCUGCAGAUCCAGUUACACUGAGCAGCAUUAAAUCAGAGAGAGAGAAUUACACCAACCUGUCUGUAGGACUGAAUCAGUCACUACAGUGAAACUUCAGGAAACAAACAUACAGUUUUGUCUACAGCUACUAAAAUCAGUUCCUUCAACAUUUCCUCCCACUUCUGAGACCAUAAAGCACCAUCUUGUAAAACCACGUCAUCUACAAAUCACGUUUCUCGGGUAAUGUAAAUACUAAAGAUAUUUUUGUUGUUAUAGGAUUUUUCUAGAAGGCUCUUGCGGUAUUUAUGUGCUGUUAAUCCCUCCAGAGCACCUGGAGGUGCGUCUGUAGAGACUGACUCCUGAGAGAGACGUCUGUAGACUGUCUGCCUUGCUCACCAGGAUAAACAGUGUUAACCGCUUAUGCAACUCUGAGGUGAAUUGAUCAUUUCACACGUGCCUGUAAAGCUAAACCCAGCGCACUGACUUUAAAAUAAACACAAUAAACUCACCAAUGGAUUUUAGAGACGAGUAAAGACAGCGUGUAAACGGACUGACCUUCUAUCGGCCAUGUCAUUUGUGCGGGUGCCCAGGCUGUGGUGGCACCCAGGGUUUAUUUUACAAAAGGUCACUAAAACUUUUUUUUUUUUUUAAUGAAUUUAUGAAAACAUGCCUACUUUCACAAACCAUGUAAUUCUCUCCUCCUUGUAUUAUUUUUGUAUAAAAUUAAAAUCAAUCUUUUAAAAUCAUUAUUUAUACUGUGAGUCAAAAAAUACCUGAUGUUUCAAUU
Electrophorus electricus (electric eel) is the source of this 3550-nucleotide messenger RNA. RefSeq names its product HNF1 homeobox Ba (gene hnf1ba). Lineage: Eukaryota; Metazoa; Chordata; Actinopteri; Gymnotiformes; Gymnotidae. Gene Ontology annotation, biological process: liver development; positive regulation of DNA-templated transcription; insulin secretion. The record is from RefSeq and is a predicted model, not a curated record. Gene Ontology annotation, molecular function: DNA-binding transcription factor activity, RNA polymerase II-specific; RNA polymerase II cis-regulatory region sequence-specific DNA binding. Gene Ontology annotation, cellular component: nucleus.